GCGCGCACAAGCAAAAUAGGUUGCACAGCGAGCAAGGACCAGACAACGACCAUGUCAGCCGACGAACUCCGCGAAAAGACCGGGCCCUACGGCGCGCGCCAGCGUUUAUUAACAAAAGGAUCCCAUUGCUGCCCCGCCGGGCGCCCGCCCGCGGCGCCGCGCCGCGGAGGCUGCCCGCAACUUUGGAGCGACGGCGUCGCCGCGCGCGCCCUCCACGCCGUCGCCGCGCGCAGGGUACGUGGCCGGCGAGGGCUUCACGACCUGCAUGCUGCACCACGGUCAUAAAUUAGACACGGACAACAGAGCCAGAGCGCCGCCCAUCUUCCAGACCACAAGCUUCGAGUUCAAGUCCGCCGAGCACGGCGGCGCGCUCUUCGAGCUCAGUCAAUUAGGCCCGAUCUACACGCGCCUCAUGAACCCCACGACGCACGUCCUCGAGUACAAGGUCGCCAAGCUCGAGGGCGCGCCCUGCAAGGCUCAUGGGGAUUGCGACAACGCGACGACUUUGCCCAAUGCUUUGGCCGUGGCGAGCGGCCAGUCGGCGCAGAUGCACGCUCUGCUCACGUUCAUGUCGUCGGGCGACAACUUCGUGGCGUCGUCCGAGCUCUACGGAGGCACGUACACGCAGUUCAAGUACUCCUUCGCGAACUUAGGAAUUGAAGCGCGCUUCUUCAACGCGGCCAAUCCCGACGAAGCCGCGUCACUGAUUGAUGAAAAUACGAAGUGUAUUUAUCUGGAGACGAUCUCCAAUCCCAGCAGCACAGUUCCGGACUUCGAGAAGUACGUCGAGAUCGCCAAGACCAACUCCAUACCUAUAGUGUGUGACAACACGUUUGGGCAGGGCGGCUGGACCUGCAAGCCGCUGGCCUGGGGGGCGGAUAUCGUUGUUGAGUCGGCGACGAAGUGGAUCGGUGGUCACGGGACCAGCAUUGGUGGCAUCAUCGUGGACGGCUCGUCGUUCGACUGGCGCGUGAAGAAGGCCGACGGUAGCCUCAAAUACCCGCUCGUCGCGGGCCCGCAGGAGUCGUACCACGGCGGCGACUUCGCCAACCACCCGAUCUUCGGCGUCGACGCCUGCAACCUCGUCUUCAUUCUACUCGCGCGCGUCAAGACGCUCAGAGACAUGGGUGGGUGUAUCGCGCCCUUCAACGCCUUCCAGCUCAUCCAGGGGUUGGAGACGCUGUCGCUGCGCUGCAAGGCCCACUGCGAGAACGCGAACGCUCUGGCGGAAUGGCUCAACGGCCACGAGGCCGUCAAGGAGGGCUCGGUCCUGUCUAUUUCCUUGCCGUCGCACCCGUCGCACGAACUGGCCAAAAAGUACUUCCGUGGGUUUCCGGCGUCCCGAGAGUAUUUCUAUCCCUCCCGCACGCCGUCGCCGCGACCCGUCUACCCGCGCAGGGCCGGGCUGCUUCGGUUCCGUGUUCACGUUUGAAUUGGCCGGAGACACGGAGGACCAGGCCCGCGAGCGCGGCAAGAAGUUCAUCACGGCCCUGAAGAUGUGCGCCCACCUCGCGAACGUCGGCGACGCGCGCACGCUCGUCAUCCACCCGGCCUCGACGACGCACCAGCAGCUCACGACGGACCAGCAGAUCGCGGCCGGCGUCAAGCCCGCGGGCGUGCGCAUCUCCGUGGGCUACGAGGACCUCGAAGACAUCAAGGCCGACAUCGACCAGGCGUUUGCCGUUGCCCGCGCCUGAGACGCAUCCCUGCGUUACUAAGUUAUGCUUUUACUCGA
Molecule: messenger RNA, 1735 nt
Organism: Pelagomonas calceolata
Lineage: Eukaryota; Pelagophyceae; Pelagomonadales; Pelagomonadaceae
Source: the annotation of a GenBank genome assembly